This is a messenger RNA of Symbiodinium natans, 3426 nucleotides long. Lineage: Eukaryota; Dinophyceae; Suessiales; Symbiodiniaceae. The record is from the annotation of a GenBank genome assembly.
AUGGCGCCCGUGAAACUGUUCAAGACGCCUCAGUACGAGGUCCAGCAACCCCCAGAUCCAGUGGUCUGCAGGCUCCCUGCCAAUGGGAUCCUGUGCGCUCCGUCGGCUUCCGGGAAGACGGUUCUGCUCGUGUCAAUGAUCCUCUCUCAGUAUAAGGGCUGCUUCUCGCGCAUCUUUGUCUUCAGCCCCUCGGUGAUGAUUGAUUCCGCCUGGCAGCCCGUCAAGGACUACGUCAGGGACGAGCUGGGCGUGAACACGGACCGAGAGCAGUGCUUCUUCGAGGACUGGGACGAGGGGGCGCUCCGGAAGAUCAUGGCGGACCAAAAGCGCAUCACCCAGAAGAGCAAGGAGUUGGGCCUCAAAAAGCUCUACCAGGUUCUCGUGGUCCUCGACGACCUAGCUGACAAUCCCGCCGUGCACCGGAAGACAGGCGACGGCGUUCUGGACUCGCUGUUUAUUCGUGGCCGGCACUACUGUAUCUCGAGUUGGGUGAGCACCCAAAAAUUGCGACUUAUGAGCAGCGCCGUGCGGGUCAACACCAUGUUCUACUGCGUCUUCCGCCUGCGCAACCAGCUGGAGCUGGACGCCCUGGUGGAGGAGCUCAGCGCCAUGCUCCCGAAGGAGACCCUCUUCUCGAUGUAUGAGGAGGCCACCAGGGAGCCCUACAGCUUCUGGUACGUCAGUCUGCGCGCUCCCAAAGAGGAUAUGUUUUGGGUUCGUUGGGAUCGGAAGUUCCUCGUAAACGGCGAUGGGGACGAUCCUGGCAUCUACGACCCCAGCCGGUGGCCCCCAACGGAGCGCCCCAGGCAAACCUCCGACAGCUCCAACGCCAGCGAGUUCUCGGCGCGCCCCACGCGGUUUCUCCGCCGCUUAAGGAAAAGGGUCCCCAUUAUGUCCACGAUCUACAUCGACUCGCGGAAGCGCGUGGCGGGCACCGACAGUGACUUCGAGAUCGACUUAGGCGAGACGCUGCACAUCGACUCGGGCGCGAAGCUGGCGGUGCACAAGAUCCGCGUGGCCGACGCCUUCCUCUCCACGGACCGUGGCAGUUACCUCUAUUGGCACGACGUCUCGGGGGGCACGCUGCACUACGCCCAGCUGCCGGCGGGCGCCUACACGGGGGAGCGGCUGGCCGCGUGGAUCUCGAGCAACUACGCGGCGGCCACGUACGUCGCUUCGACGAACGAGAUUCAGGUCGCCUACGACGGGAAUCGAGUGAUCCUCAACAACCAGGAUCUGAGGCUCACCUUCCCCAACGGCCCGGGCUAUCCGCCGGGCGUGUCGUCCACCAGGCCCGAGAGCAUCAACCACCUGCUUGGCCCCAGCUUCAUCUCGGGUGCCCAACAGAUCUUUUCCUUCGUGGUCAUGGCGCCGUUCUCGGAGCUCUACCUUCGCUGCCCCGCCCUCGCCGCGCGCGAGCACAUCCUCGGCCCCCUCGGCUCCGACAUCAUCGCGAAGAUCAUCGUGGACCGCGGCGUGGGCCACGUCCUCCACAGCCGCACGGAUGAAGGCCACUUCGUGAACUUGCACGGUCCCAUCACGCUGCGCUACUUGCGCUUCCGCCUCACCGACCUGGACGGCGAGGUUGUCAACACUCGCGGGACCUCGGAGCCCGCGAAUGAGCCCGAGCGGCCUUUGGAGCCUUCGGAGGAGCCCGCGAACGAGCAGCCUUCGGAGGAGCGGCCUUCGGAGGACAAGGCUCCCCGGAAGCCCAGGGUGCCGCCGCCGACGGUCCCCGUGGACACGGUGCCCAACACGGCCCGCCACGCUCGGCAGCUCUCCCGCGCCGACCGCUUCCACGAGCGCCACCAGCAGCUCAUCGACGCCCAGGCCUUCAACAAGUGGCUGGCGGAGCGGCGGCUGAGGAAGGAGGGCGAGUCCUACGCCGACGAGCUGGGGCGCAUGACGGACGCCGUCAACAGUCAGGAGCCUAUGGGGGGCUCAUGUAAAAUGGAGCUGUUGCUAGUGCUUCGAGACGGCGUGUGGAUGCUGGCGUCCAAGGAGCUUGAGAUCCCCCUGGCCUUCGAGCAUGAGCUGGAGGAGCACGAGGAGGGCGAGGAGAUCCUGGGCUUGCUGAAGCGCCGCUGGACGACGCCGCGUCGCGUGGCCCUGCGGUACGACACGCGGACCCGGGAGGUCCAGAGCUACUUGUGCGAGGCGGUGCAGCGAGCCAGCGAGCUGAGCUACUUGGGCAAGCGGGGCCUGCGGGUCCUGGGCUACAUCGCCGAAGGAGAGCCCCUCCCCAUCACCUAUCCCAACCGCAACGCAUCCAUCCUGACUUCCAGUCACUUCUGGCUUCAGGACCUCCCCGAGAGCACGGAGCCCGAGCCUGCCCCGCUGCCCCACACGACCGUGGAUCCCGCGGCGGCCUACGAGGACGCCAACGAGGGCUACGACGGGGUGCCCUUCCCCAGGCGCGACUUCCUGCGCCCGCGGGCCUUCGACAGCGAUUCUGACUUUGGUGCCGUGGACCCUGGCCAGGCUCUGAGAAACGACGGGUUUCAGCCGCCGCCGGCGCCGGGCUUCCUGGGACGGCUGCAGCAGGCCGAGGCCGCGGCGGGCGCAGCGGCGGGGCUGGCGGGCUCCGCCUCCGCCAUCGCGGGGCACGGAGCAGACCUCUACAACGCAGCGCGGAGGGGGGCGCAACUGGAUCGACCGGAACCUGCGCAUCCCCCGCGUGCCCGAGGGCCUGGCGCCCCCGCCCGACGAGGUCGCUCCACCACAAGUGAUAGGCAGGAGCGGGCGGCGGCCCGCGACAUCGAGCAGUUCAUGAGCCAGCAGAUGGCCGAGGCUCCCGAGGCGGAGGCGACCGAGGGCUUCGCUUCCGCGGCGGAGGCGGCGGCGGGGGCCGCGGAAGCUGCAGCGACCGCGGAGGCGGGAGGAGGCGCGCUCGCGGCCAUCGGCUCCGGGCUGGCCGCCGCCGGAGAGGCCGCGCUGCCCGUGGCCGCCACGGUGGGAGCGGCUGCGGGAGGCCUGGCCGUGGCGGGCGCGGGGGCAGCGCUGGUGGGCACCGCGUGGGCGCUGCACGGGGGCAUGGUGGCGGCCGAGCACCUGAUGGGCUGGGGCGGGGGAGGAGGCACCGACACGGACGCUUCUUCCCGCAGCUCCGUGCCCGACGUCCGGACCCUGAAUGCGAUGCAAGAGUUCGGGGCCGAGCAGCACUUCCAGCUUCGAGAGCCGCGGACGCAGUACUACCGCAUGGACACCGAAGACGAAGAGCCGCGGGCCCAGCCUCCGCCGCGGGCACAGGCUCGUCCCGCGAGGCCCACGCGCUAUCCUACGGGCCUCAACUCCGUGGCGCAGUCCUCGGGCAGCGACUCGUCCCGCGGGCCACGGAUGCAGCGUCAAGCCUCAGGGAGGUCCCGCGCCGCACCGCCCCCUUCCUUCGAGGCGCUUCGGAGCGCGAGCGAGCCGGAGGCCGCGUGA